UGACUUACCCAAGGUGACUUCACUAGUAAAUGGCAAAGAUGAGACUCAAAUGCAGGUCUGUUUAUUCCAAAGUUAUUGUUGCUUCAGAUACACUUCUUUGCCUCUAACAGUUCACAAGUGAAAUGAGACAGGAGGUUAGGAGGCAGAAUGCCUGGGUUCUGGAAGUAGAGGAGUGGUCUCUCCUGGAGGGGUGAAACAGAGCCAGGGGUAUAAAACCACACCCCUCAGGGGAGUGUGGCAGACUGAUACUUGGGACACCCAAUGGAAGACUGUGAGGUCAGGGGCGGGGCUAGCCCCUGGGGGGCCCCAGGAGCCCCAACAGCAGUUCAGAGCAUGCGGUGUCCAGGAGGAAGCUACAAUCGGCUUGAGAAUAUGCUGCUCCUCCCUCCCCUUUCCACCACGGACCCCACACUGUGGCCUUUCCCUCAGAAUUUCUGAGAUUGGUACCCAGGAAAGGCACAAUGCCCCUGUCCCUGACAAGACUGCCCAGUCCUUAUGGCUCUGAUCGGCUGGUACGGCUAGCAGCCAGGAUCCGGCCAGCACUAUGUGAUACCCUGAUCACCGUGGGGAGCCAGGAGUUCUCUGCACACAGCCUGGUGCUGGCAGGUGUGAGCCAACAGUUGGGCCACAGGGGCCGCUGGGCUCUGGUGAAAGGCAUCAGCCCUUCCACCUUUGCCCAACUCCUGCACUUUGUUUAUGGGGAAAGUCUAGAGCUGCCACCUGGGGAACUGGGGCCCCUUGAGGAGGCAGCCAGAGUGUUGGGGGUGCAGUCUCUGGAAGAGGCAUGCAGAAGGGCUCGAAGGGACAUGGCUAGAGAAGAGCUGGGCCCAGGGCUGAAGGAACAACAGGAGGAGCCAGAGAAGCCCACAAGGGAUUCUAAGAGAGGACUGGGGGAACUUGGAGAGAAGCAGAGACCAGAGAAGUUUGUUAGAGCUGGCGGGAAAGAACAGGAGACACUGCAUGAGCACAGGCCACCAAGAGAGAGCCCUGAAAUGGCAGAGGCAAUGUGGGAGGGUCAAGGGGAGCAGAUGAGAUCAGAGGAGAAACUCGACCAAUCCCCCAUUAGACAUGGGGGAGUAGGUGGGAAGCAAGAAGUGAUCACGUGGGUGAGGGACAGUCCAGGGGGCUCUGAGGAAAGCCUGCGGGAGUUCCCUGGCCCCCUUCCCCCACCAGGUUCCCUCCAAACCAGCCUCACCCCUAGGCCCUGGUGGGCUGAGGCCCCUUGGUCAGGGGAGGGCCAGUCUGCCCUGUGGAGCAUCCUGCUGUUGCCACCCAGAUAUGGCACUCCCUUCUCCCAUAGCACCCCCAUCACAGGAGCCUGGCAGGAGGUCUGGCCUCAGGAACAGAGGAUCCCAUUGUCCCUAAACCUCCACAAAGGCCUCUGGAGCCAGAACCAGUUGGCCUCCUCCUGCCCCACCCCAGGUUCCCUCCCCCAGGGCCCCACACAGCUCAGCCCUGGGGAGAUGGAAGAGUCUGAUCAGAGGCACACAAGUAAACUUGCAACCUGUGUGGGUCAUGUGGGCACAGCAGGCCGCCCAUCUCGCCGACACCCUCCCCCGCCCCCUCCUGCUAGGUCUCGGCCCUAUUCUUGUUCUGUCUGUGGGAAGAGAUUUUCACUCAAACAUCAGAUGGAGACGCACUACCGUGUCCACACAGGAGAGAAGCCCUUCUCCUGUAGCCUCUGUCCUCAGCGCUCCCGGGACUUCUCGGCCAUGACCAAGCACCUGCGGACGCACGGGGCCGCACCCUACCGCUGCCCUCUGUGCCAGGCCGGCUGCCCGAGCCUGGCCUCCAUGCAGACGCACAUGCGUGGCCACUCGCCCAGCCAGCUCCCGCCAGGAUGGACCAUUCGCUCCACCUUCCUCUACUCCUCCUCUUCCUCCUCGAGGCCAUCUCGAGUCUCGACCUCUCCCUGUAGGCCCUCUUCCUCCACCACCUGAUGGGGGUGUCAGCAGCUUCUUUGGCUUCAGCCAAGGGCCCAAUUAAAGAAUGAACGACGGGCCAGCGGGCCCACACCGCGGGUUCUGACCCCCGCAAUGCGGCUCCAGCAGCCUAGCAAACUCAGCUCCAAGAAGUGCCGCCAAGAAGGUCGCCUAGAGUCCUCUCCUAGAUGACCGCAGGCCGCAGAAGCCUGGACCAACGAGUCCGUGUGGGGUUAGGACAGUGAAGUUUGCACGAGUGAAGGCUAACUGUGCGGGGCCUGGCAGUUUCAUCACCAAAAUAAAGAGUUUUCUGUGCCCUCCUCUCA
Molecule: messenger RNA, 2248 nt
Organism: Camelus dromedarius (Arabian camel)
Lineage: Eukaryota; Metazoa; Chordata; Mammalia; Artiodactyla; Camelidae
Gene: ZBTB32
Product: zinc finger and BTB domain containing 32
Exons: 6
Coding region: 462-1940 (492 amino acids)
Biological process (GO): regulation of transcription by RNA polymerase II
Cellular component (GO): nucleus; nucleoplasm
Molecular function (GO): protein binding; DNA-binding transcription repressor activity, RNA polymerase II-specific; RNA polymerase II cis-regulatory region sequence-specific DNA binding
Source: RefSeq, a predicted model, not a curated record